Melopsittacus undulatus (budgerigar) is the source of this 1681-nucleotide messenger RNA. RefSeq names its product calcium binding protein 1 (gene CABP1). Gene Ontology annotation, molecular function: calcium ion binding; calcium channel regulator activity. Gene Ontology annotation, biological process: regulation of voltage-gated calcium channel activity; visual perception. The transcript has 6 exons. The record is from RefSeq and is a predicted model, not a curated record. Lineage: Eukaryota; Metazoa; Chordata; Aves; Psittaciformes; Psittaculidae. The coding region runs from base 22 to 1083 and encodes 353 amino acids. Gene Ontology annotation, cellular component: cytoplasm.
UGCGGCUCUAGCGGCCCCGCGAUGAGCGGCUCCUCCAUGGCGAAGAGCGAGUCCCGCACUUCGCUGCUGAAGGCGGCGGGGAGCCGGAGGGCUGCGGACGCCCAGCCCCAGCCCCGCGGCAGCCGCGCCCGGGACGGCAGAAGACAAGGCGGGCAGGCGGGGAGGGAGCUGAGCCAGGAGCCGCUCCCCGGGGAGCCCAGUGCCCGCAGGCCGCUCUGCCACCCGGGCGCCCGGGAGGACGGAGCGAGGGGCGCGGGGAAGCUGUCACAUGGACGGGGGGAGAGCCAGCAGGAGCCGGCGGAAGGAGGUCCAAGGAGAAGCAGCGGCAAGGAACCAGUGCGGACAUCCAGGCAUCACCACCACCUCCCGCAGCACGCCAGCCACGGGCACCCCCAGGACCAGCAUCAGCUCUCAGACAGGGAUGGGGAGGAGGCAGAGGAGGACUUUUUCUACAGUCACAGGCAGCGGUCCAGCAGAGAGUCCCUAAAGCUCUCGGAAGGCGCUUCACCUCUGUCCAAAUCCAGCAGCAAGUGCUCCACCAAGUCCAGUGGCAGCGAUCGGUCGGUGGAAGCGGACCCCCUCUUCCAGCAGCUGCACCCUAUGCUCAGCUCGGUCUUUGGCCAGGAUAGAGAACUGCGUCCAGAAGAAAUUGAAGAAUUAAGAGAAGCCUUUAAGGAGUUUGAUAAAGACAAGGAUGGUUUUAUUAACUGCAGGGACCUGGGGAACUGCAUGCGAACCAUGGGCUACAUGCCUACUGAGAUGGAGCUAAUAGAGCUCUCCCAGCAGAUCAACAUGAACUUGGGUGGCCAUGUGGAUUUUGAAGAUUUUGUUGAGCUGAUGGGACCAAAGCUGCUAGCAGAAACUGCAGACAUGAUUGGUGUAAAAGAGCUCCGUGAUGCCUUCAGAGAGUUUGACACCAAUGGUGAUGGGGAGAUCAGCACCAGUGAGCUGCGAGAAGCCAUGAAGAAGCUUCUAGGGCAGCAGGUGGGCCAUCGGGAUAUUGAAGAGAUCAUCCGGGAUGUGGAUCUGAAUGGAGAUGGACGUGUUGAUUUUGAAGAGUUUGUUCGCAUGAUGUCCCGUUGAAGAUUAUUCUCAGCUAAAGAAGAAUCAGCACCUUAGAGAGGGCAGAAGAGGACCUAGAUGGAGCAUCUAGCCCCGAUGUUCCCAUGUGAAGGUUUAUCGGCUGGCUGCAACUGGGACAUUGCAAGAUGACCUGCUGCUCCUCCCUCAUGGUGGUCCCCAUGCCCCUCCACCCUUUCACACUGUGAAAGACUUGCAACUUCCUACAACUGGAACCAUUCCUUGGAAAUGAUUGCAGGAAACUGCAGAGCCAGGACUUGCCAUGAUGCUUUCAUGGGAUAUUUGCAACUUUAGACUCCUCCUCCCCAGCUUUGUUCUCCCACCAGCUGCUGCAAAGCAAGAGCAGGAGAAAUCCUCUUGGCUUGCUGGAUGAGAGCAAAGCCAUUGGGACUGGUGGCAGCCUCAGGGCGUGCUCUGCACUUCUUGGUUUCCCUUGGUGAACCGUGUCUGUGUUUGCUGUCUAUGUGUGUGUGUCUAUCUGUGUGGAGUUAUUUAUGCUUCCCCGGCACGUAUUUCGCAUCUCCUGUGAUUAUGUUUACCAAGAGUACAUUCAAAUACAUGUCUUGAGGGGAGAAAGCGAUAAAUAUGCACGCUGAAAUGA